CUGGCGCGCGGCGGGGCUCCCGGAUGUGUCACCUUAUCGCGCUGCAGCCGAGAUGCCCGGGGAGAGGGGCCCUCCACACCCCCUCCGUGGGUGUGUGGAUGGUACAGCAUGGACGAUUUUGCCCUGGGAGAUUUCACUGUAGCAGAUGAUGCCUUGUUAGAAGAUUGCCCUUAUGUGGAUGAUUGUGUCUUUGCUCCUGAAUUUAUGUCCAAUGAUUAUGUUCGUGUGACACAACUUUACUGCGAUGGGGUGGGUAUGCAGUAUAAAGAUUUUACUCAAAGUGAGAGAAACUUAGAAUUUGACAUCUGCAAUAUGUGGUGUAGUAAACCAGUUUCUGUCCUGCAAGAUUACUGUGAUGCCAUUAAAAUAUACAUCUUCUGGCCACUUCUGUUUCAACGUCAGCACAGUUCUAUAAUAUCACGGUUGCACCCCUGUGUGGAGGCUGCCAAUUCUCAUGCUUCUGAGAUAAGUUUGAAGAAAUUACAACAUCUGGAAUUGAUGGAAGAUAUUGUGGAUUUGGCAAAGAAAGUUGUGAAUGAUUCAUUCUUUAUCGGAGGCUUACUGAGAAUUGGUUAUAAAAUAGAAAAUAAAAUCUUGGCAAUGGAGGAAGCUUUGAAUUGGGUGAAAUACACAGGUGAUGUAACAAUUCUACCUAAAUUAGGAGCAGUUGACAAUUGUUGGCCUAUGUUAAGUAUUUUCUUUACUGAAUACAAGUAUCACAUAACUAAAGUUGUAACAGAAAACUGCAAUUUGCUUGAAGAAUUUAAAACUCAAAAUUGUGCGGAAUGUAUAGAGCAAGGAGAGCUAAUGAAAAUGAAAGGAAAUGAAGAGUUUUCAAAAGAAAGAUUUGAUAUAGCUAUUAUCUAUUACACCAGAGCCAUUGAAUAUAGACCUGAAAAUCAUCUUCUUUAUGGUAACCGAGCUCUUUGUUUUCUUCGCACCGGACAGUUUAGAAAUGCACUUGGUGAUGGAAAGAGAGCCAUUAUCCUGAAGAGCAAUUGGACAAAGGGUCAUUAUCGUUAUUGUGCUGCUCUUUCUAUGCUGGGGGAAUAUGACUGGGCCCUACAAGCAAACAUAAAAGCUCAAAAACUCUGUAAAAAUGACCCUGAGGGAAUCAAGGAUCUAAUUCAGCAGCAUGUAAAGUUACAAAAACAAAUAGAAGACCUGCAAGGUCGAACACCAACUAGAAAUCCAAUUAAAGCCUUCUAUGAAAGCAGGGCCUAUAUACCCAGUUUAUCAGCACCUGCGUUUAGUACUUCACUUAACUUUGUGGAAACCGAAAAAGAUUGCAGAAAAACUAACCACGAAAUGGCAAACGGUGGUAAUCAGAAUCUAAAGGUGGUAGAUGAAGCUUUGAAGGUAGAUGAUUGUGACUGUCAUCCUGAAUUUCUACCACCAUCAGGUCAGCCUCCAAAAUACAAAGGAAAACAAAAAUCUCGAAACAAUGAAUUGGAGAAGUUCAGUUCUAGUUCACAAGGGAGUUUACCAGUAGAUUUGAAGAACAUCUUGGAAAAACAGUUUUCUAAAUCUUCCAGAGCUGCACACCAGGAUUUUGCUAAUAUAAUGAAGAUGCUGAGGAGCCUGAUCCAGGAUGGUUACACGGCUCUGUUGGAGCAGCGCUGCCGAAGCGCUGCGCAGGCCUUCACGGAGCUGCUCAACGGUUUAGAUCCUCAAAAAAUAAAGCAAUUGAACCUGGCCAUGAUUAACUAUGUCUUAGUAGUCUAUGGACUUGCUAUUUCUCUCCUUGGAAUAGGACAGCCUGAGAUGCUGUUAGAGAAAUUUAUUGAAGAAUGCAGGUUCCCUCCAGUGCCAGAUGCCAUUUGUUGCUAUCAGAAGUGCCGUGGAUAUUCCAAAAUCCAGAUAUAUAUAACUGAUCCAGACUUCAAGGGUUUUAUACGAAUCAGCUGCUGCCAAUACUGUAAAAUAGAAUUUCACAUGAACUGUUGGAAGAAGUUGAAAACAACAACUUUUAAUGAUAAAAUUGACAAGGAUUUUCUACAAGGAAUUUGUCUUACCCCUGACUGUGAAGGAAUCAUUUCUAAGAUUAUCAUUUUCAGCAGUGGUGGUCAAGUUAAAUGUGAAUUUGAACACAAGGUCAUAAAAGAAAAGGUUCCUCCAAGACCUAUUCUGAAACAGAAAUGUUCUAGCCUAGAGAAGCUAAGACUGAAAGAAGACAAAAAAUUGAAGAGAAAGAUCCAAAAAAAGGAAGCAAAAAAAUUAGCACAAGAAAGAAUGGAAGAGGACUUAAGGGAAAGUAAUCCACCCAAAACUGAAGAGCAGAAAGAAACUGUAGACAAUGUUCAGAGUUGCCAGUUCCUUGAUGACAGAAUUCUGCAGUGCAUAAAGCAGUAUGCUGACAAGAUAAAAUCUGGUAUUCUGAACACUUCCAAGCUUCUCAAAGAAUUGCUUUCUUGGAAGGUUUUAAGCACAGAAGACUACACAACCUGUUUUUCUAGCAGAAAUUUUCUAAAUGAAGCAGUGGACUAUGUCAUUCGUCACUUGAUUCAAGAAAAGAAUAGAGUAAAGACCAGGAUAUUUCUGCAUGUUUUGAGCGAGCUUAAAGAAGUGGAGCCAAAAUUAGCCGCCUGGAUCCAGAAACUUAACAGCUUCGGUUUAGAUGCCACAGGACCUUUUUUUUCUUGUUAUGGAGCGUCUCUUAAGGAGCUUGAUUUUAGCAUCAUGACUUUUCUCUGGAAUGAGAAAUAUGGUCAUAAACUAGCCUCUAUAGAGGGAAAGCAACUUGAUUACUUCUGUGAGCCAACAUCACUGAAGGAAGCGCGGUGUUUAAUAUGGCUGCUAGAAGAGCACAGAGACAAGUUCCCCGCACUGCAUAAUGCUCUAGAUGAGUUCUUUGACAUAAUGGACAGCCGCUGUACUGUAUUAAGGAAACAAGACAGUGGCGAUGUGCCGUUUAAUUCUGCUAAGAUAAAAAAUAAAGGCAAGAAAAAGAAGCCAAAAGAUUCAAAGCCUAUGUUAGUGGGGUCUGGAACAGCUUCAGUAACAAAUAAUGAGACUAUCACUUCAGGUGAAGACCAUAACAGACGCAAUUCAAAUUCUGCAGGCCCAUUUGUGGUACCUGACCACCUUCGGCAAGAUGUAGAAGAAUUUGAAGCUAUCUAUGAGCAGCACAGUAGUGAAUAUGUUGUCCGUAAUAAGAAGCUGUGGGACAUUAACCCAAAACAAAAGUGUUCAACUCUGUAUGAUUAUUUCUCUCAGUUGUUGGAGGAGCAUGGUCCGUUGGACAUGAGUAAUAAAAUGUUCUCUGAAGAAUAUGAAUUCUUCCCAGAAGAAACUCGACAGAUACUAGAAAAAGCUGGAGGUUUGAAAUCUUUUCUCCUGGGAUGUCCUCGUUUUGUUGUGAUUGACAACUGUAUUGCAUUGAAGAAAGUUGCAUUGCGGCUCAAGAAGAAGAGAAAGAAGAAAAACAUUAAGACAAAAGUGGAAGAAAUUUCAAAAACAGGGGAGUAUUUACGAGUUAAACUACCACUGAAUCCAUCCGCUAGGGAAUUUAAACCAGAUGUAAAAUCCAAACCAGUGUCUGAUUUAUCUUCAGCAGCAGCUUCUGAGGAUGUGAAGCCCAAACCUAUAGCUGCAAAUUCUCCCAAACCAACCUGUGAGGCUGUGAAGCCAAAACCAGUGUCUGAUAAUUCUUCUAGACCAGUUUCUGAGAAUGAGAAACCCAAAGAGGUCUCUUCUGAUCCCCCCAAACCAGUAUCCGAGGAUGCAGGUCACAAGGGAGUGUCCUCUAAUUCUCCCAAACCAGCUUCUGAGGAUGUGAAACCAACCUCCUGGACUCAACCCCAUUUGGUCACAGGAUACUGUACAUACCUCCCCUUUCGGGGGUUUGACGUUACCCAGACACCACCAACAUAUAUGAAUGUGUUGCCGAGUUUGCCCCAGUACACUGACAUUUAUACAUCUCUGGCCAGCGUUUCUUCUGAGUAUCAGCUGCAAAGAUCAGUACCGCUGGUACCAUCUGUUACAGCCAGUGACGGACCCGGUGAAAGUGCUGCUGUGUAUUUUGAGGGUCAUCAUUUGCAUGCUGAGAAUGCCCCUGGUAACCAGAUUGUCCCGAAAACACAGAUCCUUCAGGACUCUCUGGAAGUAUCAGUAAAGACACCGUGCAGCACAGACAGUGCUGAUACAGCCUUUAGUGAGUCGAACAGAUACGAUGGUCUCUGUGGAAAUUCUGCCAACAGGUGGGAAGUAAAUCCAGGAAAUACCGAUGAAAUAACAAAUAUUCCACAUACACAAGUGGUUGCCAUACAGGUGUCUUGGAAUAUAAGACAUCAAGAAGUCAAUACUGAGCCAUAUGAUCCUUUUGAGGCACAACAGGGAGAUAUUUUACAGAUUGAGAAGGAGUACCAGGUUUUACAAGAGCAGCUUAAGGAGGCAUGCGAAAAUUAUGAGCAGAGAAAACUCGAGGGCUCAGAAGAGACCAGGGACCUGGAAGAAAAGUUGAAAAGGAACUUAGAAGAAAACAAGAUCUCAAAGACAGAAUUAGAUUGGUUCCUUGAAGAUUUGGAAAAGGAAAUAAAAAAAUGGCAACACGAGAAAAAAGAAAUCCAAGAAAGUCUGAAAGCACUAACAAAGAAAAUGAGAAAGGUUUUAAAUGCCAGCGAGUCAUAUGCCCAGAAAAAUGAUGAAAAAGAUAAGGAACAUGAAUUACUUCUGGAUCAGUCCCUUGAAAUCAGUAAUACAUUUACAAAUGAGAAAAUGAAAGUAGAAGAAUGUAUAAAGAAAGGGAAGGAGAAUUAUGAAGAGAGUCUUCAAAGAGCUGUGGCUGCAGAGGUAUCUGUGCUUGAAAACUGGAAGGACAUGGAUGUGUACAAAUUACAGAUCAUGGACUCACAGGCAGAAGGGUAUCUUAAAAACCUGAAGCUCCUGAGCAGUGAUUCUGCAACUUACCCUGAUAUGGAGUCGGAUGUACAUUCAUGGGAAUCGUUUCUUUCUAAGGUUAGAAAAGAAAUCGUGAAAGCAAAGUCUCAGUAUGAAGAACAAAUACAGGCAGUUAAAAAUGGCUCUCAGCUCAGUGAACUUCCUAAAGUGCAGAUUCCUGAGCUUUCAUUUCCCAUCUGUAGCACAAUUCCUCCUAUGGUACUUCCAGAGUCUUCAGGUCAUGAAGAUCAUGGAACCUCCACUUCUACAAGUCAUGGGACUGGAAACCAAACAGCAGUUGCUAAGAAUUCAAGUCUGGUCUCUGCCAAUGAUGGCCCAGUGGGGGCUUCCUCUCCACCGUUAACAGGAUCGCUCUCCUGUCAGCCUGAAGUCACCCAGCUGCCAGAGUGUAAGAUCACGGGCCAGGAAACUCCGCCAAAACAAAGCCUUGUGGCUGAUCAGAAACCACCUAUUCUUCCAGGACGUGCUACCCGCUCAAGCCAGUCUCCAAAAAAGCCGUUUAAUAGUAUUAUCGAGCACCUGUCAGUGGUAUUCCCAUGUUACAACAGCACCGAGCUUGCUGGUUUUAUUAAAAAAGUGCGAAACAAGAAUAAGAACUCGCUCUCAGGAUUGAGUAUUGAUGAAAUUGUCCAAAGAGUGACAGAACACAUUCUAGAUGAACAGAAAAAGAAAAAGCCAAAUUCAAAUUCAGGAAAAGACAAGAAGUUGUCUGAGCCCAGCUCUGCUGUUUCUGUGACCAGGGCCUCCCAGGGCCCACCCUCCAUAAUUGCUGGGCCAUCGCCCAAAACCAAGGGACAGAAGACAGAAGAUAUCCCUGCAUCCGGUGCAGCUUCCUGUGAACUAUGCCGUGAGGUAUUCAAAUCCAAAAAUGUGCGUGUGCUAAAAUGUGGGCACAGGUUUCACAAAGGGUGCUUUAAGCAGUGGCUGAAAGGGCAGAGCACUUGCCCAGCCUGCCUUGAUCAGGAUCUCCUGUAAGAAGAACAGCCGGCACCUUCUGGAAGAGGUCAGCCUGCUUUUCUAGGUAGUCACAGUUCACUGAAGAGUAAUUUACUGGUUUGUUGAAUUGGAAGAGUAACAGUAUAUUACUUCUGGUAUAAAAAGCAAACAUUUGAGAUUCUUUGCACUGUGUGUCACAGUGCUAAUAAAUGGAAAUCUUUAAUACAGUUGAUAGUAAUUUCCCUGCUCUUAUUAAACACUUCGAUAAUAGCAAAUAGUGGCUAAUAAAAUUAUGUGUAGCCACAUUCCUAAAUUGUUGGGGCUUCUUACAGAGGUGCUCUCUGAGAUGGAAGGCUUCUUUUGGGAAGUGUUACGAGCACCUCAAAGCAGUACUUGAAUUUAAAGUAUUCUGACCUAUUAAAGUGCCCCAGGUUAAAAUUUUUACAAGUCAAUAUUCCUUAUAACAUGCCUACAUUUUUCCUCAAAGAUUCUGCAUUUAAAUGGGCUUAAGCAAACACAUUUUAAUAAUCUGUAGUAAAUGGUAACAUACUGGCUGAUUUAAACCAAAAGAUUUAAAUCUCCUUUUCAUGAAACACCAUGUGAUUUUGCUUUUUCAUUUCAUUGUUUUAUUCCCCCCAGUAGAAUAAAUGGCUGUUUAUAAAAGAGCUUAUUUUUCAUCACCUAAAAGAUAUAAUCUGAUUUUUGAAAAUCAAUUACAAAUACUUUCUUAUUAGUAUCAGCCAAGACUUUUUUUUGCCCUGAAAAUUGAGGCUAAAUAUUCAUCACCCCCAUGCUACAUUUGGAACUUGUUCUUUGAAUAUCUUACUCUUACUAGCCCCAUUUGUCCUUCUUCAUGAGUCAGAUGACAAAUGUUUGGGUAUCUCUGUCUAACACAUAGUAGGUGCCAUAGGGAAACAGUCACCGUCAUUUCCCUCCCUUAUCCCACCAAAGAAAGAGGCACUUGUGUAAUUAGACAAUCCUGAGGUGCCCCUGUUUCACUUGUUCCAUGUUUGACAUCUGUGUGAAGUAAUGCAUGCACUCUUGUACUGUGGUGUGAGAACAAAACUUUAACUGCAUUAGAAUCUGUUAAAAUAUUAGAUCUCUUUAGUGACUUGUAGACAGUCGUAAAUAUAGAAACAUGAAUUCUGGACACAUUCCAUUUCUCUCAGACAUCAAAAAAAUGUUUUUCUUUGUGUUCUUUGUUCCCCUGGAAGCUCACAGUCCCAAGUUCGUGAGCUAAUUUGGUCAUCUUCCUCAGCCUUGGUUCCUUGUGAGUUUUUAUGUCUUCGUGACUUAGUCCAUAGAUGCUCACUCUGUAUUUUGAGGCAGAUUCUCCUUGCAGGUCCCUGAAACACUGUCUACAUGUUCACAAUAACUGAGAACUGUAGAUAGGAAGAUAUGUAGGGACCAGUUUGUAGCAGCAGGUAUAAAGGAAAAGAAGAGCAACUGGAGAGUGAGAAAAUGUGUUUUGUACAUCAAACAAAUAUUGUGAACAUGCCUUAUACAUGUCCGGUGUAAGUUUCAAAAUAAAGAGCGUUCUAAAAUAA
Molecule: messenger RNA, 7382 nt
Organism: Leptonychotes weddellii (Weddell seal)
Lineage: Eukaryota; Metazoa; Chordata; Mammalia; Carnivora; Phocidae
Source: RefSeq, a predicted model, not a curated record